Anopheles merus is the source of this 985-nucleotide messenger RNA. RefSeq names its product protein obstructor-E-like. The transcript has 3 exons. Gene Ontology annotation, cellular component: extracellular region. The record is from RefSeq and is a predicted model, not a curated record. Bases 184 to 840 code for a protein of 218 amino acids. NCBI's taxonomy places the organism in Eukaryota, Metazoa, Arthropoda, Insecta, Diptera, Culicidae. Gene Ontology annotation, molecular function: chitin binding.
CGUGCACACGAUCUGAUCAAGCUCCACCACCACCUGGAGAAGAGCAGACACUAACGCGUGAUCAUCUCCGCGCCGCACCUUUGGGAGGCGAACAGUUUAAGCUCAUCCUUCAACGGUAACAGACACGCGUGGCUUGUGCAUUGCUGUAAAGUGAUUCGCGAUACUUAGACGAAGCUUAGAACCAUGUUGUCGCGUGGAAAGAUCGCUACCGCGAUCGUGCUCUGUACGAUGGCACUGUUCUAUCACGCACAGAGUCAAUCGUGUCCGGAGAAAAAUGGUCGCUAUCCCGUCCCCGACCAGUGUGACGCAUACAUCGAGUGUGUGGACGGUGAGCCACGGCGACAGCUCUGCCCGGACGGGUUGCUGUUCAACGACAAGGUGUCGCUCUUCACCUACCCCUGCCAGUAUCCGAUCGACGUCGACUGUGGUAGCCGUACGCGCACGCAACCCCCCAUCCCUACGGAGGACUGUCCGCAUCAGUUCGGCUACUACAAGGUCGGUGAUCGGGCCAACUGUGGACAGUUUAAGAACUGUGCCGGUGGUACCGCCUAUGUGCUUGACUGCCCCACCGGGCUAGCCUUCAAUUCGGCCACGUAUCAGUGCGAUUGGCCCGAUCUGGUGGAGGACUGCGAUGCGGAGGCGUACCUGGGCUUCAAGUGUCCGGCGCAGGCGCAGGGUCUGGUGCAGCCGGUACGCUUCUUCCGCGCCCCGAACGACUGCCAGAAGUACUUCCUGUGCGUGGACGAUAGGCCGCGGGUGAACUUCUGCGGACCGGAGCAAGCGUUCAACGAGCUGGUCAAUGCGUGCGACGGUGUCGCCAACGUGACCGGAUGUGCUUAGGGCCGCUUCACAGUGUGGACAUCUACUUUCUAAUACUCGAUUUACGAUGACUUAUUAGGAUUAAUAACAACACAAAAAGAAGGAUGUAGUUGACACCUCACGAUCGCAGCAGCAGUAUGAAUAAAGCUCACGAUCACCAAGAGAA